UGUCUAAAAGAGGCGCCAGUAAGAGGAGGGCAUCCUCUAAAAUAACUGUAAAAGAAGAGGCUUUGAAGUGCAGACAUGCCCCUCUUUCUCCCAUACAUCAAGAGCCUCUUUCACCAUCUAUCAUGGCUGCCACUCCCUCCUUUCCCUCUCUCUCAUCAGAAUAUGAAGAGCAAAUAAUGGCCUUCAUGGACCAAAUUGAUUGUGGCAUAGUUUGCAGCACCCCAUUAACUUCUACUGGUCAUCGCACUUCUCAUCGUAGCACAUCAAGAAAGAGAUAUUCACUCACAAACACUUCCAUUCCAUUAUUAGACUUACCUACCACUCCUGACGCCGUUGAAGGCGUGGUGACCACACCCAUCACAUCUUCGUCUAUAAAUAACUCUAUCAGUGUUUUGCUAACACCGCAUGAUAAUAAUGACAAACUCCUACUGAGUAACUGGGGUCUUCCUCAAAAGAUACUAGAUUGCUAUAAAUCUAAGGGCAUAUCAGUAAUGUUUGAUUGGCAAGUUGACGUCCUUACCCUACCCGGAGUAUUGACUGGUCGUAACGUACUCUACUCUGCUCCUACUAGCUCUGGGAAGACACUAGUGGCCGAGCUAUUGAGUCUAAAGUGCAUUCUAGAGAGACAGAAAAAGGUUUUGGUGGUACUUCCGUUUGUUAGUAUCGUCCACGAGAAGGUUAACCACUUGAAGAGCAUGUUUGAGUCUGUUGGGAUCAAAGUGGGCGGGUUCAUGGGGAGCCACGCCCCUCAAGGAGGCCUAGCUAGCAUUGAUAUUGCCGUGUGUACUAUAGAGAAGGCAAACAGUUUAGUGAACCGACUGCUGGAGGAGAGAAGAGAUGAGAAAGAGAACAAUGGAGGUAUUAGCCAAUUGGGUGUGGUCGUUGUAGACGAGUUACAUAUGGUCGGCGAUCGUUAUAGAGGUUACCUGUUGGAACUAUUACUCACAAAACUGCUCCACAUCACAAAGAAAUCAGACAAAAAUCAUCAGCCGAUUGAACAAGGGAAUUCCAGCAUAAACCACCAAGUCUCCAUACAACUGAUUGGAAUGAGUGCUUCUUUGCCAAACCUCAAUACGUUAGCUCAAUGGCUGGACUCUGCCCACUAUACCACACACUAUAGACCAGUCCCCCUCAAAGAGAUGGUUAAAGUCGGCAAUGAGUUGUAUGAUAGCACACUUUCUAGUGUUCUCUCUACCUUCCCUCGUGAGUCUAAGACUGGCAAUGAGGAUGAAGAGGAUUUGGUGCACAUCUGUAAAGAGAGAUUACACAAUGGACACUCCAUACUUAUAUUCUGUCCAACAAAGGACUGGUGUGAGAAACUCUCUCUUAAUCUUGCUAGACGUCACUUGACUGGAAAUCAAGUGGAUUCUUUUCUCAACAAAGCAGGCUUGAUCAGCAUUUGUGAGCAGUUGUAUCACACACCGGUUGGCCUGGAUCCUAUCUUGGGGAAGACGCUUCCAGCAGGCAUUGCUUUUCAUCAUGCUGGCCUGACACUCGAUGAGAGAGAGAUCAUAGAAGGAGGCUAUCGUAGUACUCUGAUUAAGAUACUAGUCUGUACCUCGACCCUUUCCUCUGGCGUCAAUCUACCGGCAAGACUUGUCAUCAUACGGACGCCAAUCUUUCACCAAUCACUCAUUGAUGUCCAGUCUUAUAGACAAAUGAUUGGACGUGCUGGACGGAAAGGGAUAGAUGAAGAGGGCGAAAGUAUAUUGUUUUGCAAGUCAUCCGAUCGAGCAAAAGUUCAGUUGCUUCUUUCAUCAACCUCUAGACCAGUGACAAGUUGCUUGUAUCUCUCCCCCUCCUCCUCCUCUUCUCUUCACUCUGCUAAUGAGAGGGAUCCAUUGAAUAGAGCAGUGUUGGAAGUAGUGGCUAAUGGUAUGACACUGGGUUAUUCUGAGAUAUUGUUGUAUCUCUCUUGCACACUGCUGUGUGUGGAGUUGGUUGAUGAAGAGAAGAGAAAUAAAGAAGAUAUUACUGAUGAGAUUAGAUUGAUUCUUGACGAGUCCUUAAAGUAUCUGCUUGAGAAUGAGUUCAUUAGUAAAACCUGUUCCAAUAAGGAGACUCCUGGCUCAGAGAGAUACACAGCUACACAGCUUGGAAUGGCUACCAUUGCUUCAUCUCUCUCUCCUCGUGAAGCACUGGUUGUCUUUAAAGAGUUUAGCAAAGCACGACGUUUGCUUGUAUUAGAAAAUGAACUACACAUGAUCUACCUAGUGACUCCAGUGAGCAUCGUUAAUCAAUGGCCUUCAAUCGAUUGGUACAAGUUUUACUGUAUAUGGGAGCGGCUGGCAACAGACAUGAAACACGUUGCUAGUAUAAUUGGAGUACAAGAAGGAUAUAUAGUCAGAGCUCUCCAAGGAAAACCUGCCGAGAGAACUCAAGCUCAAAGAGAAAAACUUCUCGUACAUCAAAGGUUUUUCACUUGUCUGGUGCUUCAUGAUCUCGUGAAGGAGAGUGGGCUUGGGCCUGUUUCUUCUAAGUAUGGAGCAUCUAAAGGUUUUCUGCAAAGUCUCCAGUCAGCAGCUGGCACAUUCGCUGGAAUGGUAACAGUAUUCUGUAAUCGGUUGGGCUGGAGGAAUAUGGAGAUGCUGUUGGGACAGUUUCAGAGUCGGCUCGUAUUUGGAAUAGAAAAAGAACUUGUUGAUCUAGUAAGAAUAUCAAUACUGAAUGGAGCCAGAGCUAGAAUACUCUACAAUAAUGGAUACACUUCUUUAUCUCUUCUAGCCAGAACUGAUCCCACUGCUAUUGAGUCUGUCCUCUGUAAAGCAUUUCCUUUUAAGAGCAAAGAGACAACUGGAGCUCACUGGUGCCCUAGAGAAAGGAGGAACAUGUCUGACCUUGAGGCUGCUCAGUUGAUAGUACACGAGGCAAGGGAACUAUUGAGUGAUCAACUGAAUGUACCAGCAGGAGCUGUGAGUUGGGAUCAGGAGGAGAAAGAGGUUGAGGAGGAGAAGGGAAAACAAACCGGAGGGAAUGAGGUGAUGGUCACACCUUGUAUAUUAUCUACAAGGAAUGCAAGGAAAGAACUCAAUAAUAGAAAAACUGAUGUAAUGAUAUCAAAAAGACUUAAAUUAGAAAAUGAGGACCAAUGCUCGCAUGAGCUGGUUUUGAAUACUAAUCAAUCAAUCAUUGUUAAACCAGUUACUCCAGUUCUUAAUACAGGUCAGGGCAGUUCCAUGGACCUGUUUAUGGAUUACGAAUCAUCUCCUACUACCCAAUACCACUGUUUCUCUAAUAAUGAUACAGUUGAUCCUGACUUUCUACAGCUCUCAUCCAAUUACACUCAUACUUGCUCUGGUAUAGGUAUCACUGAUCUCAGUGGGUCUCCUCAUCUUUUGGAUUUAUUUCUCAAAGAGACGUUACAAAAGAAUUGUCUAGCAUUCUCUGUUGCUGUAGCUAAAGGUCAGAAAGGAGUUGGUUCCAAUUUCAUUAAGAAAACUACAGCUCAAAAAGGAUUGAGCAUAGGGAAUGAGGAGAUAUUGGGAGUUGCAUUUAGCUGGAGUCAGUCAAAGGAGUCUAGCAUCAUUUAUUAUUUAUCAUUAUGUGAGUCUAAUGAUAGUGCUACUAACCAUGUUGAUCCUACCAAUGGCAGCUUCUCACUUUCUGUCCCUCUCUCAUCACGGCUUCAAGCUCUAUCUACUAUAAUCUCAGCUAAUGGUAAUCACAAGCUUGUUGCUAUUGAUAUUAAAAAACAAAUACAGUAUUUAAUGUCACUGUGUGAUGUUCCUGUCACCAGGCUGUUGUGUGAUCCCAGUGGUGCUCUCUGGAUAAUGGAUCCUGAUUCCAAUGAGAAGACUCUUAGCCAGUUAGUGGCAGCUGCUGAUAAUAACGACAACCAUUCUCAGAUUUUAUCCCUUGCUCUUGACUCUCCGCAUUCAUUUUUAAAAUCUGCUGCAGAGUCAAUGUUAGCCUUUGAUUUAAUGGCGUCAAUAGAGGGGCCCCUGGUGAGCAGCGAACUAGCCCAUCCUUUCUUUACUAUUGAGAGCCCAAUACUUAGUGUAUUAGCUAAACUGGAAUUGAAUGGUAUUGGCUUCUCUGAAGAGAGGUGUGUGGGGCUAAAGCAAGAGCUGGAAACUCUUCUGAAAUUGCUAGAAAAUAAAGCGUUUGAGAUAGCUGGACGUUCUUUCACUCUGUCGUCAGCUGAAGAUGUUGAGAGAGUUUUGUUUAAUGAGCUCAAACUAGAGAGUAAUCCUAAGACAGCCUUAAAUAAAGACUCACUAGAGAAAAUGUCUUCAAUGCAUCCAUUGCCUGGACUGAUACUAGAAUGGAGACGCUUGUCCAGCACUUUAAGCAGGACAGUGUGCCCAUUAUUAAAGAGCAGUAAUAGAAGACAAUAUUAUAAAAAGCAACUCUCUUCUCGGAUAUAUUCACAUUCUAAUACCCACACAGCAACUGGUCGGGUUAUAAUAUCUGAUCCUGGUCUACAAAUGAUACCUAAGGAUUUUACCAUUAAAUCGGUAGCACUCCCUUCCUCUUCUCACCCUCUAUCCUCUACUCUAGUGUCUGUCAGAGAUGUGUUCACUACUUUUCCUAAUGGAGCCUUUCUCUCUGCUGACUAUUCUCAAUUGGAGUUAAGGAUACUAGCACAUUUGUCCAAUGAUCAUAAACUGUGCAGUAUUUUUAAUGAAGGAGGAGAUGCUUUUUGUAAGAUUGCUGGUGAAUGGUUUGGUCUUGAGGAAGACAAUAUCAGUGACAAGCAGAGGCAGCACACAAAACAAAUGUGCUAUGGAAUUAUAUAUGGCAUGAGUACAAAAUCGCUAGCAGAACAACUUGAUGUCACUGAAGAUGAAGCAGAGAAGUUUAUGGAUAGUUUCAAGUCCAAAUACACUGGAAUGAGCUCAUUUAUCACUACUACUGUACAAGAAUGUAGGGAAAAGGGAUACAUCAAGACUCUCUUUGGACGCAAGAGAUUCCUACCACUCAUAAAUUCAGAGACGUUGAGUGAGCGCUAUCAUGCUGAACGUCAAGCAGUCAAUUCAAUGAUCCAAGGAACUGCAUCUGAUCUAGUAAAGAAAGCAAUGAUCAGCAUUGAUCAUAGGCUACACAAAUCUGAUUUUAUCACAUACUGUACUUCGACUACUAGUACUAAUAGUAAUAUGGCAUUGUUGGUGCUUCAAUUGCAUGAUGAGUUAAUGUAUGAAGUACAUGAGAAUGUACUAGAGGAGGUCGCUAGACUAGUACAAGAAGAGAUGGAGGCUGUUGCCUUUGGAGUAUUGAGUGUACAAUUACCAGUUAGGCUUAAAGUAGGGAAAUCAUGGGGUCAUAUGGAACCUCAUAUAUUUAAAUAUGGUAAUAGAGAGGAUUAGAUUUUUAUCACACUAGAUUUUUAUCUUGCAUACCGUACUUUUUAAUUAUUAAUACUAUUAUUUAUUUUAUGUAGAAUUUUUUAAAGAUUACAUAAGAAAUUGUUACUUCUA
Amphimedon queenslandica is the source of this 5417-nucleotide messenger RNA. Its product is annotated as DNA polymerase theta-like. The transcript is spliced from 6 exons. NCBI's taxonomy places the organism in Eukaryota, Metazoa, Porifera, Demospongiae, Haplosclerida, Niphatidae. Gene Ontology annotation, molecular function: DNA-directed DNA polymerase activity; DNA binding; ATP binding. The record is from RefSeq and is a predicted model, not a curated record. Bases 123 to 5306 code for a protein of 1727 amino acids. Gene Ontology annotation, biological process: double-strand break repair via alternative nonhomologous end joining; DNA-templated DNA replication.